Bicyclus anynana (squinting bush brown) is the source of this 1692-nucleotide messenger RNA. RefSeq names its product mpv17-like protein. The record is from RefSeq and is a predicted model, not a curated record. The transcript is spliced from 5 exons. The coding region runs from base 329 to 898 and encodes 189 amino acids. Gene Ontology annotation, cellular component: membrane; cytoplasm. NCBI's taxonomy places the organism in Eukaryota, Metazoa, Arthropoda, Insecta, Lepidoptera, Nymphalidae.
AUGAAUGGUAUCCACUAUUUUAAAUUAUGGACGUAUAGAAAAACAUUUAAUAUAUAGGUAUAGAUAAAUUUACCUGUCUGUAACUAUGUAUAUAGAUCGUGACUACGUAGAUUUUAAAUUAUUCCAUUGAAUCAAUUGUGUCCCCGUUGAGUGUGAUGGAGGGUCGCUCAGUGUAGAUAACGUUGUUGUAGUGAAAUGUUAUAUUUCUGUAACUCAUUCACGAAAAUUAUAUGAGUGUAUUAAAUAUAAAAGUUAACUUUAACACUCGUUUUAAAAUUUUUAAAAUUAAAGUUGAGUGAGUAAAAUAUAAUAAUAAAAAUAAGUGGUAAUGGCAUCGAAGUUAGCUAACUGGUGGCGCCAGUCGCUGAAGAAGAGACCCGUGAUCACCAACACGGCGGUCUACGCCACCUUCUACACUGCGGCAGAGAUUUCGCAGCAAACCUUCAAUAAGAUAUACUCGCCGGAAAAGCCAAAACUAGACUUCGCUUCUGCCGGCCGCAUAGUGGCAGUUGGAAGUUGCUUGUACGCUCCUACCCUGUAUUAUUGGUACAAGUUUUUGGAUAAGAAGUUCGUCGGAACAGCCGUCAAAGCAGUCGCAGUUAAGGUCGCUUCGGACCAGUUUAUCAUGACUCCCAUUUUAUUAGCAUCGUUCUAUACACUACUUGGAGUAUUGGAGCGUAAAGAAGACGUGUUCGAGGAACUAAGGAGCAAAUACUGGAAAACGUUCCUUGCGAACCAAGCCUUCUGGAUUCCAGGACAGACUAUUAACUUCUUCUUUGUACCCAGUAACUUGCGUGUGGUUUAUGUCGCCUUGGCGUCUUUUAUAUGGAUCAAUGUUCUCUGCUUCAUAAAAAGACAGAAAGUUGAUAAUCAACAAGAAAAAGUUACAAGUAAAUAAGCCAAUUAGGUUAUAGCAUUGAAUUUAAAUAAAACAUGGGGUUAUUUUGUUUUAUGGAUGACACAAAAAGUGCGCAAAUUUAUCAAAUUUUCACUGAAAUUGCCAAAAUGUUUUAAUUAUUAGAUUGGUGCGUACUCGUACUUUGCAGUAUCAGGAUAAAAAUUAAAAAUGGAUGUCUACUGUAAUGUAUCACAGUUUUUAGGUUUACAGUUAAUUACAAGGUCCCUUAAUUACGUACCGAAUAAAGCAACCGACUUAGUAUUACAUGGAUCUCACAACUUUUUAGUUGCGAGAAUUGGUAUAUUUUACAAGCGUUGUUUUUAAUGGCAACUUAUUAUCAAUAAACAUCAUGCAAUUUUGUAUCAAGUAUUGAAACAUUUUCAUAGUGACAUAGGCACAGAAAACAUAUGUAUAAGUGCUAAAAUACAUUACCUACACCAGUUGCAAAGGCUAAGGCAUUUACAAGGCUUUAGAUGCUCAAGGUUAAAUGCCAUCCACCUUUUAUAUGUUAAGUCUUAUGAAUAUUUUAAGCCCUAAAUGUAAUCUGAUUAUUUGGUUAAGUACAUCCAUAACAUUCCAAAGUUAGCAGUUUGUUGUACCUCUUAGAUUAUAAUUAUAAUUAAGUAAUAUUUAAUCACAUUAUUGUGAUGUUAUAAAUAUUUUAAUGAAAAGUGUAUCUAGUUGUGUCGUGUUGUCUAUAUUUUUAUUAUUUGAUAAAAUUUUAUUCUUGUCUUUAAAUUUUGUUUAUAGGUACAUGUGUUUAAUUUACCUUGACCCUAGCCCUUAGGUACAAA